UCGAAUAAAAAAAAGAAGGGUUUCUUUCACGCAAAAUUCCGACUGGAAAUCAAACCAAAUUCCGCAACUUGCUUCAGCAAUCUCUGAAGCCCCUCCUCCGGUCGAUGUUCUCUUGAAGGGAUUCCUGGUUUUUCGAUAGCGAAUGGCGUCCGAUUCUCCGAAUUCAGAUCGCAAGAUCGUUGUCCACUUGAGGGCCACCGGCGAUGCUCCUAUUCUGAAGCAAGCCAAAUUCAAGAUUUCUGGGGCAGAAAAAUUUGCCAAAGUGAUCGACUUUCUUUGCCGACAACUUCACCGGGAGACUUUGUUCGUAUAUGUAAACAGCGCCUUCUCGCCCAACCCAGAUGAACUGGUGAAUGAUCUGUAUGAGAAUUUUGGCUUUGAUGGUAAGCUUGUUGUUAAUUAUGCUUGUUCUAUGGCAUGGGGCUAAAUAUCAGUAACAUCUGCCAAUGUAUUUGUACAUAAAUUCGAGCGUACACUUCAUUACACUAAGAAAGAUGCCAUCUGCCAUUAGACUCGGAAUUCCCAUCGAAAAACUUUAGUCAAAGUACAGAACCUGCAUGUUUCUUACAUAUUUUUAUUUGUUUCUCAUUAUUUGGCUGGUGAACAAAGCUAGGUGGGAUUAUUUCAUCCAAGGAUGCAGACAAGAAUGUGACUUGAGUUGACAAGAGUUUGUACCGGGUCACAUUAUUUUGGUAUUGAUGUUAUUUCAUGUAAGCUGGCCUCUCCUUUUGAUUUCAUGUUGGUUGUCA
Eucalyptus grandis is the source of this 749-nucleotide messenger RNA. Its product is annotated as ubiquitin-like protein ATG12. The record is from RefSeq and is a predicted model, not a curated record. Bases 143 to 427 code for a protein of 94 amino acids. Gene Ontology annotation, cellular component: cytoplasm; phagophore assembly site membrane; Atg12-Atg5-Atg16 complex. Gene Ontology annotation, biological process: C-terminal protein lipidation; nucleophagy; autophagy of mitochondrion. NCBI's taxonomy places the organism in Eukaryota, Viridiplantae, Streptophyta, Magnoliopsida, Myrtales, Myrtaceae. The transcript is spliced from 6 exons.